CUAUGUGUAAUGCUUAUUCCUUUUAUGCAUAGGCUUCUCUCCAACUAGCUCCACUAACGUUUGUCUCCUGUGCCAGCCCAUGUCAGCCUGAAACCUGUGGGCUGUACUUCGGCAUUCGCUUUCAAGUACGCUCCUCUUCAACUUGAAAAAUGACGGAGGAAUAUAUGGAUCAUAGACUAUAUAGUUGCCCUGCAUAUAACAGCAUAUAACAACUCGAACAAGAGGCAAGAUGGGAGCAUCAGGUACGGUAUCGGCGCGGAUAGGGCGCAUCAGUGGCACAGCCUAGCGCAAUACGGUCAUGCAGGGCGCCGCAUUUCUAAUCGAAAUGCGCAAUGGAUAAUGCAAGCAUGGAGUAUGGACCAAUAAUACUGGGUAAACACUACGAUACGCCUCUAUCGAGAAUGAUUGAUAAUGAACAGCGAGUUGAAGGAGGAAAGGAUCACGUGACCAUGCGUUCAGCCUUGCCACUGCAUGGGCGCCACCGUCCGUGCAUACCCCAACGGCUCCCUCUCCCCACUCACCACUCAUGCUCGACUGUGCUACAUGCACUUUUAUGCACCUCAAAUUUGAAUGAAUCUAACCAUUAUUCCUGCUGUCGUAGCGUGCCGCUGCACCCCUGUGGAUUGUUGACUGUGAGCGCCGAGGGUCGCAACACUUGUACUCAGCGCCUCAACACUGUCUCGUCGGGCUGGCUACACCACAGCGGUGAACGCGCAGUGAGGACGCCCGUUCCGCCCUCUCGCUUUCUUCCGACUCUGGGCUUUCGGCUUGAGUGCCUCGCGAGGGCGAGGGAGUCAAGGCUCUCUUUGCCACCUCUUCCGAGCCGUUCCUCAGCCAUUCUCAACCCGCCGAAGUGGUAGUAGCGAUAGUAGUGAUAGUAGCAAGACGUAGAUCAAGGCAGACACGGACGCGCUUCCUGGCAGAUAACAGCGAUCGAACAACGGACAAUGGUGCGGUAUCUCAUCGGAAAGUGAGUCCGAAUCCAUACCCUGGUGCGCGCAAGCGAUCAGAGAAGGUA
Molecule: messenger RNA, 1018 nt
Organism: Tilletiaria anomala UBC 951
Lineage: Eukaryota; Fungi; Basidiomycota; Exobasidiomycetes; Georgefischeriales; Tilletiariaceae
Exons: 1
Coding region: 333-860 (175 amino acids)
Source: RefSeq, a predicted model, not a curated record